AGAGUGAAAGCGCAUCUCGCAAAAAUUUAUUGUAAAUAAUCAAGAAUAUUUUACAGAAAGAAAACCCCAUUACCUGCGCACCAUGUUCCGCCUGCAACAAGCUCAACCCGAUCCUGCCGAGGAGCAAAAGCGUGUGUCAUCGGAGGUUCGCUUCAGUUUCAUCAUUUUCGGUACACUAUGCGCCGCCAUCCGGCUGGCUCCCAUUGUACUGCAGCAGUUGAAUACUGCCUAAACAGCAAACUCAACCAAAUGGCACCACAUCGAAGCAGUUUGCAAGCAACCAAAUUAUCAAUUAAGUGUUAAAAUCACUCAAUUAUGAUUGAACUGGAUAUGCCGGACGCAUUAUUAAUACACAAUGCAUUUAUUUGAACGCACAGUAACCAAAAACAGCUGGUUUAAUAUGUAAUUAAAACAUCAUGACCCAGC
Messenger RNA from Drosophila obscura, 426 nucleotides. RefSeq lists its product as uncharacterized. The record is from RefSeq and is a predicted model, not a curated record. The coding region runs from base 83 to 232 and encodes 49 amino acids. The transcript is spliced from 2 exons. Lineage: Eukaryota; Metazoa; Arthropoda; Insecta; Diptera; Drosophilidae.